Odobenus rosmarus divergens (Pacific walrus) is the source of this 2395-nucleotide messenger RNA. RefSeq names its product basic leucine zipper and W2 domains 2 (gene BZW2). Gene Ontology annotation, cellular component: membrane; cytoplasm. NCBI's taxonomy places the organism in Eukaryota, Metazoa, Chordata, Mammalia, Carnivora, Odobenidae. Gene Ontology annotation, molecular function: protein binding. The coding region runs from base 157 to 1416 and encodes 419 amino acids. The record is from RefSeq and is a predicted model, not a curated record. The transcript has 12 exons.
GGGGCUGCGCCGGGCUCUGUGGGUCGAUGUCAAUGUGUCUGUCCUUCACUCCUCCAUUGUCUGCCGCCGCCACUGCCGCGGGUGCCACCGCCGCUGCCGUAAUCGCCGCAGCCUGCAGCCUCGCGCGUCGCCGCUACCUCCUCGGACAGAAAUUUUAUGAAUAAGCAUCAGAAGCCAGUGCUAACAGGCCAACGGUUCAAAACUCGGAAAAGGGAUGAAAAAGAGAAAUUCGAACCCACAGUCUUCAGGGAUACACUUGUCCAGGGGCUUAAUGAAGCUGGUGACGACCUUGAAGCUGUAGCCAAGUUUCUGGACUCCACAGGCUCAAGGUUAGAUUAUCGUCGCUAUGCAGACACGCUCUUCGAUAUCCUGGUGGCGGGCAGUAUGCUUGCCCCUGGAGGAACACGCAUAGAUGAUGGUGACAAGACCAAGAUGACCAACCACUGUGUGUUUUCAGCAAGUGAAGAUCAUGAAACCAUCCGAAAUUAUGCUCAGGUCUUCAAUAAACUCAUCAGGAGAUAUAAGUAUUUGGAAAAAGCAUUUGAGGAUGAAAUGAAAAAGCUUCUCCUCUUCCUUAAAGCCUUUUCCGAAACAGAGCAGACAAAGUUGGCAAUGCUGUCGGGGAUCCUGCUGGGCAAUGGCACCCUUCCCGCCACCAUCCUCACUAGUCUGUUCACCGACAGCUUAGUCAAAGAAGGCAUUGCGGCCUCAUUUGCUGUCAAGCUUUUUAAAGCAUGGAUGGCAGAAAAAGAUGCCAACUCUGUUACCUCUUCUUUGAGAAAAGCCAACUUAGACAAGAGGCUGCUUGAGCUCUUUCCAGUUAAUAGGCAGAGUGUGGAUCAUUUUGCUAAAUACUUUACCGACGCAGGCCUGAAGGAGCUUUCUGACUUCCUCCGCAUCCAGCAGUCCCUGGGCACCAGGAAGGAACUGCAGAAGGAGCUGCAGGAGCGUCUUUCUCAGGAAUGCCCAAUCAAGGAGGUGGUGCUCUAUGUUAAAGAAGAAAUGAAGAGGAAUGAUCUUCCGGAGACAGCAGUGAUUGGACUUCUGUGGACCUGUAUAAUGAAUGCCGUUGAAUGGAACAAGAAGGAAGAACUGGUUGCAGAGCAGGCCCUUAAGCACCUGAAGCAAUACGCUCCAUUGCUGGCUGUGUUCAGCUCCCAAGGCCAGUCAGAGCUGAUCCUCCUCCAGAAGGUUCAAGAGUAUUGUUACGACAACAUCCAUUUCAUGAAAGCUUUUCAGAAGAUCGUGGUUCUCUUUUAUAAAGCUGAUGUACUGAGUGAAGAAGCAAUAUUGAAAUGGUACAAAGAAGCACACGUUGCCAAAGGCAAAAGUGUUUUUCUUGACCAGAUGAAGAAAUUUGUUGAGUGGCUACAAAACGCAGAAGAAGAAUCCGAAUCGGAAGGUGAAGAAAAUUAGAUGGCUCAAGAAGCACAAUACCUAGGCUACCACACAACACUUUUACGGGGAAUGCUGAACCAUCUGAGAAGAGAAACUUGGCUUCUGUUUUCACAAAGGAGAAAAAAAAAAAUAGGCUAGGCUUCCCCUGUGCAGAGGGGGAAAUGGUUUUUGUUUUUGUUUUGUUCUUAAAUGGAGCCCUGAGGCAUCAGCUGUUACACUUGGGACUCUACCUCUCACUCACUAUAUGCUAACUUAAAGCCAUUCAACAAGGAGUCAAAUAAGUCAAAUUGAGAAAUUAAAUACUCAACAGACUCCUCUUUUUUAGCUGUAUUUUUCAGGUACUGUGUGGUGAACGCCCCCACUGGUGUCUAUAACAGGGCCACUUUGGUAGUUGUGUAUCUACUCGUGUAUGUGAUUUGACAAACCAGUUUUUUAAAAUAAAUGGCUUUUUAAAAAUCUGGGCUUAUAUUCUCAGAGCUUUUAUUUCUUUAGUGCACAUGACUUCUUACGCAGUGGACCUUUCAUUGUUAUGCUUUUUUUCUCCCCCCAACAUUGUGAAUGUUUACAUUUCUUGUCAUCUAUAGGAACAACCCUGUUCCUUUUACCAUCAUUAAGUAGCACAUUUCACUUGUCUUCAUACUGAAAUAGAAAUCGACCCAAAAUACAUGCACAUUAGCACUAAUACCAUGAAUUGAUAGUAUUGAUAAUUAUUAGAUAUGUAAAUUUAUAGUUCCACACUUAUCAUGUUUUCCUCAGCACUAUUUCUUCCCUGUUUGGAGGAGAGCUAAUUGAUGUACAUAUGUAUGUAGAUCUUUGUUUAUGUUUAUCACUAGGUGAGUUUAGUCUUUAUCUUGUCCUCAGUAAUAACAAUGAAGCAUCUUACUUAUUGCGAAAGCUUAUAGUUUAUUACAAGCUUCUUUCUUAACUCUUGAAAAACUUAAGGACUGCCCCUGUUGCUAUUAGGACAAUGGUUAUCUCCAAGACAAACAUUUUCUCU